Messenger RNA from Scedosporium apiospermum, 2067 nucleotides. RefSeq lists its product as uncharacterized. The transcript is spliced from 2 exons. Gene Ontology annotation, molecular function: guanyl-nucleotide exchange factor activity. Gene Ontology annotation, cellular component: Golgi to plasma membrane transport vesicle; cell tip. The record is from RefSeq and is a predicted model, not a curated record. Bases 1 to 2067 code for a protein of 688 amino acids. Gene Ontology annotation, biological process: exocytosis. NCBI's taxonomy places the organism in Eukaryota, Fungi, Ascomycota, Sordariomycetes, Microascales, Microascaceae.
AUGGAAGCCUUCAUCCGCGUCUCGCCCUGGACAGCCUUCACGUCCGAGUCCCCCGAGCCCCAAAAUUCCUCCCCGAAGCCCACCGGUCGUCGUACCUUUGGCCACUUCCGCUCCCUCUCCUCUAUAACCUCCACAACCACCACCAAGUCAUCGAGUCCCACUCGGCCCUCACCUCUACGCCAUGGCCGCUCCCCAUCGACGCCGCAGCUUCCCGACUUCAGCUUCCCUCUCAAGACUUCGCCUCCCAUAACGCCGACAUCACCAACCGCCGAUGACGACUCCGAUUUGAGCACUCUUCCCGAUCCGCGCAUCCGUGCCAUGAGCCCCCAAGCGAACGGUAACGGUUCCGUGGUGAGCGACGGCGAGGCUGAGCCCCAGGAUGAAGUGACCGCCCUCAGCACGAAACUCAUCCGCGCUAUCAACCACCAGACAGCGCUGGACAACAGUCUCGCCGAAGCGAGGCAGGAACUUGAGCAGGCCCGUGAGCGCAUACGCCAGCUCGAGGCGUUAGUAGCGUCGCAGCGCGAAAUGCUGGCCGGCGACGUCUGGGUACGGCGCAAGACAGUUGAGUCGGAAAAGAAGGCCUGGGCCGCCAAGGUCGCCGAGGAGAAGAAGGCGAAGCAGGAGGUAGAAAAGGAAAAGCGCAAGAUCGAGCACGAGCUGGAGAACCUGACGACCGCGCUCUUCGAGGAGGCUAACAAGAUGGUCGUGGCCGCGAAGGAGGAGGCGCUGAGGCAGCAGGAGGCCAUGGAGAAGAAGAACGAGCAGCUACGCGCCCAGAUUGUAGACACCGAGAGUCUCCUGCAGUCGCAGCAAGAGCAGCUCGCCGAGCUCAAGAUCGUCAUGGAGCAGAUGACGGCCGAUCACGACGACCAGACGAACCUUACCGCACCGUCUUCCCCUGGCUUCAGCAGGUUCGAUGCCAAGGACCAGGAGAGGAGUUUGAGCGGCGACGGCGGUCUGCUGUCUUCCCCCUUUGUCGAACCCGUCUCGCCCGCAUCCCCGACAAGCUUUGUCCACCUUAUUCAGCCCGUGUUGCGGACCGAUUUAGCUGCCUACGAGGACUUUAGACUACUUAGCCGCACUGCCAAGCACAACCGCUCCGGCAGCCGUGCCUCGGCGUCAUCGCUCAGCGGCAUCAAUGGUAUGAAUCUCGGCCUCAGCGUGACGGGGUCCUCCACUUCCUCCUCCUCUGCUCCCAAUGGCAACGGGAACGGUUCAGCAAAUCACUCCUCCUCUCCCUCCACGUCGUCCCUGCCCAGUGGUAUCGGAUCCGCCGCCGCCUCCCCCAAGGAAGGUUCGCAGACGCCCACGCCAACAACGACGGGCUCCCUCAAGGACACCAAAUUCUACAAGCGCGCCCUCGUCGAAGACAUCGACCCCACUCUCCGCCUCGACACCGCCCCAGGUAUCUCUUGGCUCGCCCGCCGCGGCGUCCUCAGCGCCAUGACUGAAGGUACCCUCGUCGUCGAGCCGGCCCCUUCCACGCUCCCGUACCCCACAGCCAUUCACCCCCAGCACCACCCAUGCUCCCUCUGCGGCGAGUCCCGCAAGGAACCCGAGCACCUCCGUACCCACCGAUUCCGGACGAGCGAAUCCGACUCGGCGCAGCGAUAUCCCCUGUGCGCCUACUGCCUCGGUCGUGUACGUUCGACGUGCGAUUUCCUCGGCUUCUUGAGGAUGCUCAAAGAUGGUCUCUGGAGGACCGAUGAUGCCGAUUCGGAAAAGGCGGCGUGGGAGGAGAGCGUGAGGCUCCGCGAGCAAAUGUUUUGGGCCAGGGUCGGCGGCGGCGUGGUUCCUACGGGACACGCUGUUGUCGCGUCCUCUGCUGCCUCUUUACCAGCUUCAGCGGUGGCGGAUGUCGCUGAGGAAGGCGAAAAGGAAAAGGAAAGCCCUCGACAAGAAGGGGUCGGAGAGGACGAUGGCGAUGCGGAGGGAGAAGGGGAGGUGGUUACACCGAGCCCGAGCCCGAGGAACUCGACCCAGGGAGUCAAGGGCUUGGAGAUUAAUGUGACGAGUCCCGGGAUGGGGAACGUCUCGGAGGUUCUUGCUGCUUUGAAGAGUUGA